This is a messenger RNA of Cladophialophora bantiana CBS 173.52, 1053 nucleotides long. RefSeq lists its product as uncharacterized. NCBI's taxonomy places the organism in Eukaryota, Fungi, Ascomycota, Eurotiomycetes, Chaetothyriales, Herpotrichiellaceae. Bases 1 to 1053 code for a protein of 350 amino acids. The transcript has 3 exons. The record is from RefSeq and is a predicted model, not a curated record.
AUGAAGUGCGCACAAAAUCUCCCAUCGGAUGUGUUCAGCUCGGGCCAGAUGUGUUUUGUCCGUGGUCGAAGACCGUCCAAGUCCCGGCACUGGCGAUCUGCCGUAGUUACUGUCAUGGAGAACUGGUGGAUUUGGGAGCUCAUCGGGCUGCUGGGUUCUGCCGCAGGGUUGGUGGCUAUGCUGGCAUUCUUGCUCAACUACGACGGCAACAAGCAGCCAAGCUGGAAACAAUUAUUACUCAAUACUGACGUUGCCUUUCUCAGCACUCUUUCGAAACUACUUCUCUUCAUCCCACUUACCUCUGCUAUUGGCCAACUAAAGUGGAUCUGGGUUUCCCAGGAGAAGCGAAGCGUGGCAGAUUUGAGUGUCUUCGACGCCGCAAGCAGAGGGCUAAUCGGCUCAAUCCAGCUGCUUUGGUUAACCAGAGGCCUGCACCUGGCUGCCUGGGGUGCAAUUGUGACAAUCCUGGCGGCACUUGGGUUUGAGCCCUUUAACCAGAACCUGAUUCAUUACUACCAUAAUGUCGAAGAGCCAUUGCAAGUAGCUUACCUGGCGAAUUCUUCGUCCUAUGAUAGUGUUGCGCCCUAUCUGGGAUCGGACUAUACUCCAAUUGACUCUGUUCUGAAAGCGAACGUUUGUAAUUCAAUCCUCAAUCCAAAUGCACGCCAGUCUUGGGGCGUCCCGCAAUACGCCUGCGGCUCAGGAAACUGCACCUGGGACCCCGUGACAUCUCUUGAAGCCAGGUCACUCUGUACGGACGUUACCGAGCAUCUGCGGAAGCAAUGCCACUGGUACGACGGGGUUACGAGUUGCACCUUGUCCAUUCCGGAUGGAGUAUCUCUUUGGUACCAAAUCAGCACGAGCGACAACGAUUGGGAACCACAAGCCUUGGUGCUUUCUGAGUCUUUGACAAAUCUAGUCUACAAGAAUGCUACCAGCAGCGACAAGUAUAACUCUCCGAGCCUUGCCACCUGGCAAUCCGUCAUGGCACUGGGCCCGAUUUCAAUUUGGGCGGCGCAACAAUGUCCAUCACCAACGGCACAAAAUGGAUAG